AAUUAAUUUAAAUUUAAAUUUUGGCCUUUGUACUUUGUAGUGACCUUUUUUUUUUUGUUUAUGAAGAGUUUUAAAUAUGUACUGCAUUAUUAUUUAUUAAUGUUUAAUAUGCUUAAGCUCUUAUGUAUUAUUCUUGUUUAAUCAGUAUUGAAAAGAAAAUUAUUUGACAUUAAACCAUUUAUAAUCUUAGUUAAAUAUAAAGUUAAUAUUCAAAUUGUAAAAUAAAAAAAUAUUGAUUAUUUAAAAUAAUUAAAUAUUUUUAUUUAAUAUAAAAUAUAAUUAUCAACAUGAUGACUUUUAGAACAGGAAAUGUAUGUUAACUAAUAAUAAUAUAUUCAAUAUUUGAUUUAGAAAACAUUUAUAAUAUGAUUUUAAUACGAACAUCUUUAUGCAUUAGAGUUAUAUAAAAACUACUAUACGACAUAUAUCAACGUCUUCAAUUCUUAAAGACGUUUUCAUUGUAAGUGCCGCGAGAACUCCAAUUGGCUCUUUUGGUGGAUCAUUAAAGAGUCUAUCUGCUACUAAGUUGGGAGCUAUAGCUAUUCAAGUAAUUUUAUUUUUAUUCAAUCUUAAAUGUUCAUGUUUUAUAUUUUAAAUCAAUUUCUUAUGUUGAGAAUUAUUUUAUUUUAAUUUUAAUUAGAAUAAAUUUUCAAUAAGUUAAAAACUAAAUUAAACUUUUACAAUGAAAAACAAAUUAACAAUUAUAUUAUUAUAAAUGUAGACAUUUAAAAAUGCAUGAAUAAUAUUUAAAUUUAUGUUAAUUUUAAUGAUGCUCUGAUAUGCAAUUUACAUUAUGUUCUGCACAAAUAUACUAUUUAUAUAUUUUUUAUUUUUAUUUAAUAUUUGAAUUAAUCUAGCUACGAUUAUUGAAAAUAAAUUCAAAAUUAAAUUAUAAAUAUAUUUUAAGUUUAUUAAUACUUAGUUAUAAAAUGAGAAAAUUGUAAAUUUUAUUGGUGUUUUAUAAUUGUAUUCUCCCAUUCAAUGUGUUGUCAAUUAUUUUUCUAAGAAUUUAUAUCACCCAGUAAAUUAAUUAAUGUAGGUAAAUACAAAAAUAACUAUAUGGCUUAGUAAAUUAUAAUAUUUAUUACAUUUAAAACAAAAAUAAGUGGUCAUAGAUGGCGUCUCCACCUUAUUUCAUAUUAAAAUAAUAGGUAAAGCAGGAACAUUUUCUGUACCAAUGCUAAUUAAAUAAUUAACAAAGUUUUGCAUAUAUUAUAAAUGAUUUAUUCUAAUUUAAAAACAGAGUGCAGUUGAGCGAUCUGGUAUUUCUAAGGAUGAAAUACAAGAAGUUUUUAUGGGAAAUGUAUGUCAAGGUGGUGUUGGACAAGCGCCAGCCAGGCAAGCAACAUUAUUUGCUGGUAUGUUUGUAUAGUAAUUAUCUUAAAAUAUUUAAAUAUAAACAUUAUAUUUCUUCUUAGGAUUACCUAAGUCAACUAUAUGUACUACCAUAAAUAAAGUUUGUGCUUCCGGAAUGAAGUCCAUUAUGUUAGCUUCUCAAAGUUUAAUAUGCGACCACCAACAAAUAGUCAUUGCUGGGGGCAUGGAGUCAAUGUCUAAUGUACCAUUUUAUUUAGCUAGAGGAGAUACAAAAUAUGGUGGUGUGAAUUUAUCUGUUCGUUUUUAAUAAGUAUUAUACAUUUAUAUAAAACAGUAUAUGUAUAUUUAUAUGUUAAUGUAUAUAAUAGAAUUAUACACAAAUGGGUUUUAGUAUGAAAUAAAUGUAUAUAUUUUUUUUAAAUAUAAUUUUGUUAGUACAGUUGCAAUGGGUAAUAUACCAAGUCCUUUGAGACUUACUGCUGCCAAUUUGUCUGUAUAUUUAUAUAAAUAUAUAUGCAUAUUUAAAUAUAUAAUAUGUAUUUUAAAUUCAUUUAACUACAAUAAACCCAUUUUUUGUUAGGAUGGUAUUGUUUUUGAUGGUUUAACUGAUGUUUACAAUAAAAUCCAUAUGGGUAGUUGUGCUGAAAAUACAGCUAAACAGUGUGGUAUUAGUAGAAAAGACCAAGAUGAUUUUGCCAUAAGUAGUUAUAAAAAAAGUGCUGAAGCAUGGAAACAAGGAAUUUUCGCUCAAGAAAUUGUUCCAGUUAGUGUUCCACAAAAAAAAGGUAUUACCAUUUAUUAAAUCAAUUAAUGAAUUGUAUUAUUUGUAUCAUGUAAAUCUAUCUUCAUAUACAACCAAGUUCAAUAACAAUUUAAAUAUGAAUACUUUAUAGGUAAACCAGAUGUUAUUGUAUUAGAAGACGAAGAAUUCAAAAGAAUAGAUUUUGAAAAGUUUACAAAAUUGAAUACAGUUUUUCAAGUAAAUAUACAUUUAUUUUUAAUAUUUGUAUACAUCAAUAUAUAUUUUAUUUUAGAAAGAAAAUGGAACAGUUACUGCUGGAAAUGCAUCAACGAUAAAUGACGGUGCUGCAGCUUUGGUAUUAACUAAUGAAAAUGUUGUUAAAGAACUAAAUUUGAAGCCUUUGGCUAGAGUUGUUGCAUUUCAAGAUGGUGCAACUGACCCUAUUGAUUUUCCAAUUGCUCCAGCAUUUGCCAUACCUAAAGUAUUUAUGGUUAUUAAAUUAAUAUAUUUUAACCAAUUAUAUUAUUAUAAAAUUAAAUUCUAGUUAUUAAGCAAAAGUGGUGUGUCCAAAGACGAAAUUGCAUUAUGGGAAAUAAAUGAAGCUUUCAGUGUAGUUGUUUUAGCUAAUAUUAUGAAAUUAGAUCUUGAUCCGUCAAAAAUCAAUGUGCACGGUGGUGCUGUUAGCUUAGGACAUCCUAUUGGGUAAAUAUGCAUUAUUUAAUAUUCUCAUAAUAUAAGAUGUCACAUAGAGGUUUAUUAUACUAUUAUAAUGAAAUAGGAAGAAAUUAAAUAUAAUUUCACACUUUAUAAUAGUGAGUAUUAAAAAAGACAUUUAUGUAUCUAAUGAAAACUAUUUGUUCCUUUUUUAGCAUGUCUGGUGCUAGGAUUGUUGUUCACUUAGCUCAUGCAUUAAAACCAGGACAAAAAGGAGUAGCUUCUAUUUGCAACGGUGGUGGUGGAGCUUCUUCUAUUCUUAUUGAGCGUUUAUAAUGUAUUAGAACUUCAAUUCAACUUUUAUUUCAAUAAUUAUCAACAUUUCUACUUUAAAUUAAUUUAAUUGCAAUUUUAAACAAACUCAUAUUUAUUUACAAAUAUUAACCAUUUUAAUAAUUUUGUUUUUACUUAUUAUUUUCCUAAUUUU
Molecule: messenger RNA, 3200 nt
Organism: Cinara cedri
Lineage: Eukaryota; Metazoa; Arthropoda; Insecta; Hemiptera; Aphididae
Source: the annotation of a GenBank genome assembly